AUGUAUGAACUGAAAAGUGUAACGAGCCAUACAGAAGAAUAUGAUGGCAACUCCACCACGGAAUCCAGGAUGAUGGACAUUGAAGAAGGGGACAUUGCAAAGAAGGAAUUUAAUGGCGCAAAAAAAAAUAAAAUAAAGUCCUGUGGCUUUUUUACAGACAACGAAAGCUCAUUUCUUGGAAAGGGAAAAAUGGAAGCAAACAAAGAAAACCAAACAAAGGCAAAAAAUAAUGUAAAAAUUACAGACAUUUUGAAGUGCCCAUGGGAAUUUCACACCAAUUUUGUUAGUAUGAUUUUAUUUAUAAUAGGCAGUACAUUUUUUCUUUACCCAAAGUUAUACGUAGCUGGCUGUAUCAUUUUUGCUAUAGCAUGUGUCAUGUGUGUUUAUAGCAACGUAACUGGUGCUGUCAAUGUAGGCAGGGAAAAGAAAAAUGAAUUCCUCGGCUAUGUAUGUUACGUAAUCGGGUGUGUUCUUUUUAUAAUCGGCUCAAUUUAUUGCUGUUUUGUGGAAGACUUUUUUGCAAUUAUGACCUUCGUGGUAGGAAGUAUUUUCUUCCUCGUUGGAGCCGCGUUUUUUAUUAUCGCCAUAGAUUUUGACAAGAUAAAAAGCGUGGAUUAUAAAGUUUUAGUUGUGUACGUGUCCAAUUUAGUUGGGGGACUUUUGUUUACCAUUGCCAGCAUUCUUUUUUUUUACCCCAGUUGGUACAACCCAGCUUGCUACAUGUACGUCGCGGGCAGUUCGCUCUUCACCCUGGCCACGUGGUUCGACUACAUCAUUUAUGUGGGCGGCGUGGCGUGAUGGGUCUCCCUGUCCAGCAGCUUCUUUACGUAGGCGGCGUGGCGUGACGCGUCUCCCUGUUUAGCAGCCUUUUUACGUAGCCUCCUCCCCUUGGCAUAUUCUGCCACUGUGCCAUUGUGCCAUUUUGCCACUUGGCAAGUUUGCCCACUUUAGUAGCCACCCCUCCAUUUGCCUUUUUUUUCUGUGUCUCGCAUUCGUCACUGCUUUUCACUUUUGCAUUGUCGCGCCGAUUCGACAAAUGCGCGGUAAAGGGGCCUCCCUUGUGCCGUUUCGGCCAGGCUGCCUACCAUCCCCUCUAUUAAUCCGCAGUGUUCAGCCCCAUUCGUUUUAGUGUAAUUUAAAGAUUUGUUAUGCACGCGAAUGUGCAUAUGUGCGCACGCGCAUGUGCGCCCACGCGUCCAUGUGUAUGCCCCCCUACAUUUGAACAGAUCGUCAGUGCGCCUAAAAAUGGUGCAUGUCGAGUGUAGCAAAUUUGGUGGGAAGAAGUGCACAGAGUGGCCCCUCGUCGCCGCGCUUACUUUGCAACAUCGCGGCGGGGCUUCUCCUCUCCACCCGUUUUUCCUCCCUUGCACAU
Molecule: messenger RNA, 1372 nt
Organism: Plasmodium vivax (malaria parasite P. vivax)
Lineage: Eukaryota; Apicomplexa; Aconoidasida; Haemosporida; Plasmodiidae
Exons: 1
Coding region: 1-798 (265 amino acids)
Source: RefSeq, a predicted model, not a curated record